This is a messenger RNA of Carya illinoinensis, 858 nucleotides long. RefSeq lists its product as uncharacterized. Lineage: Eukaryota; Viridiplantae; Streptophyta; Magnoliopsida; Fagales; Juglandaceae. The record is from RefSeq and is a predicted model, not a curated record. The coding region runs from base 1 to 858 and encodes 285 amino acids. The transcript has 3 exons.
AUGAGAAAGAGGGUUGAUGAGUUAGCAGGAACCGGCGAGUUAGAGCGAAUGGUCGUGGAGCGGUCAAAACCCAAAAGGCAUCAGGAGACUAGACAAGGAACAAGACAAAGUUUUAGUCCAAAAAGAAUGCACCCUGUUAAUAACCUCCAGGACAGGGGGCGAGGUUGCCCCCAAAAGGCGACAGGAACAGGAUAUGAAGAGGUAUUUGUAGCGGAUAGAGGACACAAACAACCAAAGCUUAGCAAUGAGCGAAUGGUGAUAUCCUUUGAAGAGGCGAACAGGGAAGGAGUCCUGUAUCCGCAUGACGAUGCUCUAGUAAUUACCCUCGUAAUAGCCAAUUAUGCAACCAGGCGGAUGCUAGUAGACAAUGGGAGCUCGGCUAAUAUACUGUUUUGGGAAGCGUUUGUCAGAAUGGGGAUUGAUGUUGGCAAACUGAGGCUCUCCCCUACACCAUUAAAGGGUUUCUCAGGGGAUACUGUCCAGCCCAUAGGAGCAAUCACGCUUCCGGUAACUGCAGGAACUGGAUCGCUGACGGCAACCACCAUGACCCAUUUUUUAGUAGUAAAAGCUCCUUCCUCUUACAAUGCUAUAUUGGGAAGGCUGACACUCAACCACUUGAAAGCUGUAACAUCUACCUACCAUCUCAAUAUGCAUUUCCUAGCCGAUAGCAGUGUGGGUGGGAAGAGGGACUACUACCCGUAUCAGAACACAAGUCCCGUCAGCAAUAGAGAAGCCCCGAUACAGUUGUUGGUAGAACACAGGGACAUCUUUGCGUGGAGCCAUGAAGAGAUGCCUGGUAUAGACAACAAGGUCAUUGAGCACUGCUUAGGGGUAGACCCAACACACAAGGCAGUGUGA